UGACACGUCAAAUAGGGUUAUGUUAUGAAGUAUACGUCAGGCCAGUUGUAAAAUUUGUAAACUUAAUUAGGGCUGAACUAAAUAAUGAGCCAUUUACCUGUCUUCAACCGCUUGCCAUGAAGAAGCUGACCGGAUCAUUUCGGUACACACAGUGGGACCCGUGGCUCAUUAUCGCCCAAAUUGUGUCAGUGCAGUGUUUGCUGUACCUGUCACUGUGUCUGCUGUUGGUGCUCUUUGGGGCCCUAGUUGGGGACACCAGGACUCUGGAUCACAUUUUCGAGUACCACGAAAUUCAAGUCCGAGAUGCGGGAGGACUCAUUGUUAUUUCAGCUUUCGUGGUCAAUUCACUGAUUGGCUCAGCCGUGCUUUGGUUUAUCGUGGAGCGGACGAAACAAUGCAUGGACUUCAGCUGCACUUGGCACCUGGUUCAUCUAAUCGUAUGCUGGUUCUACAACGGGCAGUUUCCAACCACCUUUUCUUGGUGGGCGCUGAACGUGGCCUGUGCCACCAUAAUGUGUGUGUGCGCCGAGUUCUUCUGCUUAAGGACAGAGCUUGCGGCGAUACCUUUGUCGCUGGGCCCCAAAACAGACUUGUAAACAGCCCAAGCCGUAGUUUUUGUAACUGUGAUAAUAUUAAGCGAAAACAUUUUUAAUAAAAUUUAUUAACGACUAAA
Messenger RNA from Dendroctonus ponderosae (mountain pine beetle), 673 nucleotides. RefSeq names its product protein SYS1 homolog (gene Sys1). The record is from RefSeq and is a predicted model, not a curated record. The transcript has 3 exons. Gene Ontology annotation, biological process: Golgi to plasma membrane protein transport; Golgi to endosome transport; protein localization to Golgi apparatus. Gene Ontology annotation, cellular component: Golgi membrane; trans-Golgi network. The coding region runs from base 117 to 596 and encodes 159 amino acids. Lineage: Eukaryota; Metazoa; Arthropoda; Insecta; Coleoptera; Curculionidae.